Molecule: messenger RNA, 3403 nt
Organism: Aegilops tauschii subsp. strangulata
Lineage: Eukaryota; Viridiplantae; Streptophyta; Magnoliopsida; Poales; Poaceae
Product: disease resistance protein RGA5
Biological process (GO): defense response to other organism
Molecular function (GO): ADP binding
Source: RefSeq, a predicted model, not a curated record
GCGCCUCGCCGAGCAGAUCCAUCCCCUUCCCUUCUCCUCUCACUCCCACUUCCUGCUGCGCCUCGCCGUGCACGCGUCGCCGGCGUCGUCCGAGCUUCUCCCCGCCGGGAAAGCCGCCGAGGGUCGCCGCAGGCCGCAAUUGAGCGGCAGAUCCAUCCUGCUAGCGCUAGCUAGGUCCACAUCGACGACGCUGAGGAAAUAGAUAAUCCACUCUUCACCUGCUGCCACGCCGCGGCCGGAUCCAUGCUUUGAGGGUUCAGAUCCACGACGCGGAGAAGAAGAAACAAUCCACUGUUCACCGUCAGUGUACCAAGCGAGCUGCCUCUGAGUUGCACCACAUUCAGCUUGUCGAUUUGCAGCUUCCUAUUUACUAUCAGUGCAUUCAGCAAACUGUCCUCCACGCACAGCUGACUGGCCGAGCUCUGAGCUUGCAUGGCCAUGGAGGCGGCUCUUGUCAGCGUGGCGACGGGGGUCCUCAAACCCGUCAUAGGAAAGCUGACCGUUCUGCUCGGCAAUGAGUACAAGCGUUUCAAGACAGUUCGCAAGGAGAUCAAGUCACUCACUAAUGAGCUUGCCGCCAUGGAGGCUUUUCUUCUGAAGAUGUCAGAGGAGGAGGAUCCCGAUGUGCAGGAUAAAGUUUGGAUGAAUGAGGUGCGGGAACUGUCCUAUGACCUGGAGGACGCCAUCGACGACUUCAUGCAUAGCGUCGGUGACAAAGAUGAAAAGCCAGAUGGUUUCAUUGAAAAGAUCAAAAAUUCACUAGGGAAGUUGGGGAAGAUGAAGGCUCACCAUCGGAUUGGCAAGGAGAUCCAAGAUCUGAAGAAACAAAUCAAAGAGGUGGGUGACAGGAAUGCAAGGUACAAGGGUCGUCAAACCUUCUCUAGCACCAAAAAUGAAGUUGUAGACCCUAGAAUUCUUGCUAGAUUCGAGCAUGCAUCAAAACUCGUUGGAAUUGAUGAAACCAAAGCCGAGAUAAUCAAGCUAUUAGGCGAAGAAAAUGGACAAGUGCCAAGGCAACAACAACUGAAGAUAGUCUCCAUUGUUGGAUUUGGAGGAAUGGGGAAGACAACUCUUGCAAACCAAGUGUAUCAAGACCUCAAAGGGGAAUUCCAGUAUCGAGCUUUCAUAUCGGUGUCACGAAAUCCAGACUUGAUGAAAAUCCUCAGAACUAUCCUUAGUGAAAUUACCGGUAUAAGCUAUCCUGGCACCGAAGCAGGGUGCAUAGAACAACUCAUCGACAAGAUCAAAGAUUUCCUAGCAGACAAAAGGUAUCUUAUUGUCAUAGAUGACAUAUGGGACAUAAAACAUUGGGAAGUGAUCCGAUGUGCUCUAGCUGAUAAUCAUUAUGAGAAUAGAGUAAUCACAACAACCCGUGAUCGCGACGUUGCACGUAAAGUUGGUGGCGCUUAUGAGCUUAAACCCCUCCCUGAUGAGACAUCCAAAAUAUUAUUCUUUGGAAGAAUUUUUGGUAUUAAUAAUGACUGUCCAGAUGAUUUGGUCGAAGUAUCUGAAACUCUCCUGAAGAAAUGUGGCGGUGUGCCAUUGGCUAUCAUCACCAUUGCUGGUUUAUUGGCCAGUCGGGAAGGGAAUAAAAGGGAGUGGAACAAGUUGUGUGAUUCUAUCGGUUCUGGACUUGACAACAGUCCUGAUGUGAAGAAGAUGAGAAAGAUAUUGGCCCUUAGCUAUCACCAUCUACCUAUCCAUCUAAAAACUUGCUUGCUGUAUCUGAGUAUAUUUCCUGAAGACUACAUUAUUCAAGGAGACAGAUUGAUAUGGAGGUGGAUAUGUGAAGGUUUUGUUAAUGGGGUACAAGAUGAGGACUUAUUUGAGCUUGGUGAGAGCUACCUCACGGAGCUCAUAAACAGAGGAUUGAUCCAAGCGGUGGACUCCUAUAUGUAUGUCAGGACAAUGGAUUGCCGUGUGCAUGACUUGGUUCUGGAAUUUAUCAGCUCCAUUUCUAUUGAAGAAAACUUUUGUACUGUAUUGCAUGAUAAGAAGGGCAAAUCAGCUGCGAUAACAAGCAAGGUCCGCAGGUUAUUUCUGCAGCUCCAGGACGCUGAGAUGCCUCAGGGGAGAUUGAUAUUGUCCCACAUGAGGUCACUUACUAUGUCGGGCUACUGGGCUGAUAAAAUGCCACCCCUCUCUUUUUUCCCUCGUUUACGUGUACUGGAUUUGGAGGGUUGCUAUCUUCUGGACCAACGCAAUAAAUUACUUGAGCAUGUCGGGAGUUUAUGCCAGUUGAGAUAUCUCGCGUUGGGACAUACAUACCUCGGUGAGCUCUUAUUGCCGAUCCAAAUUGGGCAGCUCAAAAAUCUGAUAUGCUUAAGAGGUGGCCAUCUCUUCAAUACCAAAUUCAGACCAGGUGUGGUUAGGGAACUGGAGUGUCUGCAAGAGUUGUCAAUGAUCAGUUUGUCUAAGUCACCGCACGUUGCCAAAGAGCUAAGGCAUUUGACUAAACUGAGGGUUCUUGGUAUCUCUUUCGAAGAUAUGCCUGACGAGAGCUUGAAGGGUUGGCUUUUGGAGUCUCUAGGUCACCUGAAGAAUUUGCAGAGCUUAAUUGUGAGAGGCAGCUUUGGUUUGGUAUCUUGGGAUUUCUUAGGGGAAGGCUGGACAUCCCCUCCUCGGAACCUCCGUAGAUUUGGUUCAUCAUUUGCAUCCUUCUCCUAUCUGCCGUCGUGGAUCAGCCCGUCAAAUCUUCGGGAGCUGUCCAUCAUAGAGAUCAGUCUGGACAACCUGCGGCAGGAGGAUCUUGACAUACUUGGUUCCUUUCCUUCUUUGCAAUCCCUCCGGCUGAGUGGCUACAAGAAUAUCUGGGAUGAAAAAAGGGAACAGUGGCCGGUGAUCAGUGCUGGUACUUUCCCGUGCCUGCGGGAGUGUCAGUUGGGGGUACUUCCCACGGGGGGAAAUAUGUUCGCACCAGGAGCAAUGCCCAAGGUACAAAGGCUUACAUUUGAUUGUUACAUCGAGGAUGUAUUUAGCUUGGGUUUGGCAAUCCUCCCAUCUCUCCGUGAUAGCUUGGGCUUGGAGAAUCUCCCUUCUCUCCAGGAUCUCCAUGUUUUCUUCAGCGAAUUCACCGAUGGGUCGGUCACCCGAGAAGCAAAUGACAAAGCGGAGGCUGCAAUUAGGUGUGCAGCAGACAACCAUCCCAACCGCCCCACCCUUCAGUUGCGCAGGACGUUCUAUCCAUCAUGGUGGAGCAACUCGGGCUCCCCAUAGUUUCCUUGUUGUAUGCAUGCAUGUCUUAGCUCUGAAAGUCUGAAGUGGAAAACUGUGUGUACCUAUAUAUACUCUCUUGAUUAAGCACUGUUUUUCUUCUACUGUACUAGCACAUUUUUUUUGUACCUAUUGUAGUAGAGACCUUUUACAGUAUAUCAGAUUAAUAUAGGCCGUUUAUUUUUGUGUU